Molecule: messenger RNA, 1526 nt
Organism: Aricia agestis (brown argus)
Lineage: Eukaryota; Metazoa; Arthropoda; Insecta; Lepidoptera; Lycaenidae
Exons: 1
Coding region: 189-1289 (366 amino acids)
Biological process (GO): DNA integration
Molecular function (GO): nucleic acid binding
Source: RefSeq, a predicted model, not a curated record
AUUCAAAACCUUUGAAUAAUAAAAGUAAAAUAAUUUCUCUUUCCCCUUUUCUAGAUGAGAAUAAUCUAAUUCGUGUUGGAGGUCGACUCGACGCAUCUAUUUGUUCCUAUGAAAAAAGACAUCCUAUCCUACUUCAUGCUAAUCAUAAAUUAUCUAAAUUAAUAUUUUACAGGGAACAUAUAAAUAAUAUGCACGCAGGCCCUCAGUUGUUGUUAGCUAUUGUGAGGGAGUUUAUAUGGCCCGUUAAUGGUAGGCAUCUCGCUAGAAGUACUGUUAAUAAUUGUGUAAUAUGCAGACGCAUGCGUGGUAAAACUAUACAACCUAAAAUGGGUAACUUACCUGCUCAGCGCGUUAAUCCAGACUUCCCCUUCUUGUCCGUUGGCAUUGACUUCGGGGGUCCGUUUUUUAUACUUAAUCGAAAGGGCCGCGGAAGUCGCUUAAUUAAAUGUUACCUCUGUCUUUUUGUAUGUUUAAGAUAUAAAUGUAUUCACCUAGAAGCUGUCAGUGAUAUGAGUAAGGAUGCAUUCAUUAUGACACUUAGGCGUUUUAUUGCGCGUAGAGGAAAGCCAACGGAGAUAUUCAGCGAUAACGGUCGUAAUUUUGUAGCUGCUGCAAAAGAAAUAGGACAGUUUCUUAAACAAAAUGAGGAAUACUUGUCUCAGUUUGCAAGUCAUCAAGGUAUUACAUUUAAUUUUAUACCAACUUACGCUCCUCAUUUCGGCGGCAUCUGGGAGGCUGGAAUAAAGUCGGCUAAAUUUCAUAUCAAACGCGUUAUGGCUAAUAGCAAAUUAACUUUUGAAGAGAUAUCUACACUAUUUGCACAAGUGGAGGCAAUACUUAAUAGCCGUCCCUUGUGUCCUCUAUCCUCUUCUCCAAAUGACCUCCUACCCUUGUCCCCAGGGCACUUUCUUAUCGGCCGGCCGCUUACGGCACUACCACCAGCGCCAUCUUUGGACGACGCCGGGAACAACAAUGAAGAAAAACGCUACAAACAUCUACAGAGAUUGCGGCAACAUUUCUGGCAGAGGUGGCAGAAAGAAUACUUAAGCGAAUUGCAGCAGAGAAGCAAAUGGCGUCAAAACACCGAUCGCCUUGCUAUUGGUGACAUGGUGUUGUUAGCUGAAGACAAUUUACCACCGCUUUGCUGGCGACUGGGACGCGUGGUGCGUCUCUUUCCAGGACCGGAUGCUAUAUCAAGAGUAGCAGAGGUUACUACCGCACGUGGCUGCGUACGGCGAGCUCUCACCCGACUCUGCCCUUUGCCUAAAGCUGAGGAUUUAAAUAGUUGAAAGUGGACCUUUCAACGGCCGGGAGGAUGUUCAGGCCUACAAUGCCUGACCUGAUUUUGAGAACAUUGAAAAUCCGCAAGAUUGCUAUUUAAUUUUACCAGGCGUUUUAAUUUUUAUUCGUAGUGUCCUUUUUCAAUGUCAUUCUUUUAUACACUCUGUUAAAUACACGCAAGUUUAUACUACGGGCUUUCAUUUUGCUCCCCAAAAGUAGAAAAAGCUCCAGUCCAGUCCUAAAAC